This is a messenger RNA of Acinonyx jubatus (cheetah), 1902 nucleotides long. RefSeq names its product ring finger protein 166 (gene RNF166). The transcript has 7 exons. Bases 544 to 930 code for a protein of 128 amino acids. The record is from RefSeq and is a predicted model, not a curated record. Lineage: Eukaryota; Metazoa; Chordata; Mammalia; Carnivora; Felidae. Gene Ontology annotation, molecular function: ubiquitin protein ligase activity. Gene Ontology annotation, biological process: protein polyubiquitination; ubiquitin-dependent protein catabolic process.
GCGCGGCGCCGUCGCGGCCGUGACGCUCCGAGCUGGCCGGGCCGGGCCGGAACAGGGGCAGCGGCGGCGGCAGGCCUGGCCCCGGGAUGGCGAUGUUCCGCAGCCUGGUGGCUUCGGCUCAGCAGCGGCAGCCGCCGGGCGGGCCGGCGGGCGGUGACAGCGGCCUGGAGGCGCAGUACAGCUGCCCGAUCUGCCUGGAGGUGUACCACCGGCCUGUGGCCAUCGGCAGCUGCGGCCACACGUUCUGUGGGGAGUGCCUCCAGCCGUGCCUGCAGGUCCCGUCCCCGCUGUGCCCGCUGUGCCGCCUGCCGUUCGACCCCAAGAAGGUGGACAAGGCUGCCCACGUGGAGAAGCAGCUCUCAUCCUACAAGGCACCCUGCAGGGGCUGCAACAAGAAGCUCGGCAGGUUGUACCAACUUACCACAACAAAAAGCAGCCCCUGGUUGCUUUGUUCUAAAGGUCAGGGUCUGGGCGCGCAGGGGCCACCCUGGGUUCUGCAGUGAGGCUCCUUGGCCUCUUCCCUGGCAGGUGACGCUGGCCAAGAUGAGGGUGCACGUUUCCUCCUGCAUGAAGGUCCAGGAGCAAAUGGCCAACUGCCCCAAAUUCGUCCCCGUGGUGCCCACAUCCCAGCCCAUCCCCAGCGCCGUCCCCAACAGGUCCACCUUCACUUGCCCCUACUGUGGCGCCCGAAACCUGGACCAGCAGGAGCUGCUGAAGCACUGUGUGGACAACCAUCGCAGCGACCCCAACCGCGUGGUGUGCCCCAUCUGCUCGGCCAUGCCCUGGGGGGACCCCAGUUACAAGAGCGCCAACUUCCUGCAGCACCUGCUACACCGGCACAAGUUCUCCUACGACACCUUUGUGGACUACAGUAUCGAUGAGGAAGCGGCCUUCCAGGCGGCCCUGGCCCUGUCUCUCUCCGAGAACUGAAGGCACAGCCCAGCCCCGGGACCUGAGCCUUCCCACCUUGGGGGACGGGGCGUGCGGUCUCCCUGAGGCCCAGUGCCUGCGUGGGAGUGGGAGUGCGCCUCGGGGACCAGGCGGGGCCUCCGUUGUCGCAGGAGGGGCGGCCCCCGAGCCCGUCGGGCCGUGUCCUCACGGGGCGGCCACCAGUGCUCCUGGCCGGGCAUUGCUGGUUUCUUCGGUGCUUCGAGCUGAGCAGGUGGCCCUGGUAGGGCCGGCUCGUUGGGCCUGGGAGCAGUCGACUGUCUGUCUGUCUGUCUCAAAGCCAUGAUGUCCUCCCCGUACGCACGGAGACCCGUCCUGCCCACGCUGCGUCCCGCAGGCCUGGCCGCUGCACGGGAAGCGCGGGAGGGGAGCCCUGGCCGGCAUCUGGCAGCGCUUUCCCUUUGCGCGCACGGUACUGGCUUUUGUGAUACCUGGAGAUUCUGGCCUUUUUCUACGUCACCCAGUGUGAGAACCUUUUCACAUUUUAUAGAACAGCUACUCUACAAACCGCAAUCCCGCGUUUGACCAGGGGCAAUAGUAUUUUUAUGGAACAUUUACAGAAUUAUAUUUUUUAAAAAAAAGCAAUCAAAAAUAAACAGUGGUGGGGUCAGUGCAGGGGAGGGAAAGAGGCGGGCAGACCUCGGAGCCCUAGCGCGGCCGCGGGGCUUUGCUGGGGUGCGCGCAGGACCGCGGUGGCCAGGGUCCCUUUCAUAGUCGCCAGGAAGAAGCCCCCAGUGCCCCCCUGGCUGCUCACAGUGCAGGCCUCCUCCUGCCAGGGUCCUGGCCUCGGCCCCGCUGUCACCUUCCCAAGCGGACCACGGACCACGGACCGUGUAGGCCACCCCGGGGGAUGAUAGGCGGGGCUGGAAGACGCCAUCUCACUCUUUUCGGUUCACGGCAUAAAUUAUUGCUCUUUUAAAAAAAAAACGUAAAUAAAACGUUUCAAAGCAUCUA